AGGGGAACUGCGUGGGCGCGAGCACAGGGCCAGAAGCCCGGCGCGUAAACGGUGAGAAAAUGUCUGGCAACAAUGACUGGUUUCAGAGUUCCCGGGUCCCUAGCUUUGCUCAAAUGCUGAAAAAGAACUUGCCAGCUCAGCCAUCAACCCAGACGGUAACUACACCCACAGGAUAUUCUUCAGAAAGAUACAGCCUGUCGAAUAUGGCUUCCAAGGUUACGCAAGUGACGGGUAAUUUUCCAGAACCAUUGCUUUCCAAAGGCCUUUCAUCUAUUUCAAAUCCUGUCCUUCCUCCAAAAAAAAUACCUAAAGAAUUCGUAAUGAAAUACAGACGUGGAGAGAUAAAUCCUGUGUCAGCUUUGCACCAGUUUGCACAAAUGCAGCGGGUUCACCUUGAUCUUAAGGAAACUGUAACAACAGGUAACAUUAUGGGACCAUAUUUUGCUUUUUGUGCUGUGGUGGAUGGUGUUCAAUAUAAGACUGGACUGGGACAAAAUAAAAAGGAGUCUAGAUCCAAUGCAGCGAAAUUAGCUCUUGAUGAGCUUCUACAAUUGGAUGAACCUGAACCAAGAGUUUUAGAAACAGCAGGUCCUCCUCCUAUCCCUGCAGAACCUGUUGUUUCACCAGAACCAGCAUAUGUCUCAAAAGUACAUUAUGAAGGAAGACAUAUUCAGUAUGCAAAGAUUUCACAAAUUGUUAAAGAAACAUUUAAUCAACUAAUUUCCAAUCAUUCAGAAUAUCUGAAAUGUAGCAAUUCAUUGGCUGCUUUUAUAAUUGAAAGAGCUGGACAGCAUGAAGUUGUAGCUGUUGGCACAGGUGAAUACAAUUACAGCCAGUGCAUUAAGCCAAAUGGAAGAGUGUUGCAUGACACUCAUGCUGUUGUUACAGCAAGAAGGUCUCUCCUUAGGUACUUUUAUAGACAACUUCUACUCUUCUACAGCAAAAAUCCUGCUAUGAUGGAAAAAUCAAUAUUUUGUACAGAACCAGCUUCUAAUCUACCCCCUCUGAAACAGAUUAUCAACAUUUAUCUCUAUAUGAACCAGUUGCCUAAAGGUUCAGCCCAGAUUAAGUCACAAUUGCGUCUUAAUCCACAUUCUAUAUCUGCGUUUGAAGCCAAUGAAGAACUGAGUCUCCAUGUGGCUGUUGAAGGCAAAAUUUAUCUGACUGUCUACUGUCCUGCAGAUGUUGUUAAUAGAGUAAGCAGUAUGUCCUCAAGUGACAAAUUGACAAGAUGGGAAGUGCUUGGUGUACAGGGAGCAUUGCUGAGUCACUUUAUACAGCCAGUUUAUAUCAGCAGUAUACUUGUUGGUGAUGGGAAUUGCAGUGAUACUAGAGGUUUAGAAAUUGCUAUAAAGCAACGUGUUGAUGAUGCACUCACUUCAAAACUUCCAAUGUUUUAUUUGGUCAACAGACCUCAUGUUAGUUUAGUACCUGCUGCAUAUCCACUUCAAACGAACUUGGAAUAUAAAUCCCUGAGUCUGAAUUGGGCUCAGGGGGACAUUUCUUUGGAGAUUGUGGAUGGCCUAAGUGGAAAAAUCACUGAAAGGUUACCGCAGGACUCUUCAAAGCUCUCGGCACCUUUGCCUGGGACGCCGGCUGGCUCUGGCCUGGGGUCAGCGGCGGAGCCCCGGGUCUGGGGAGGCCCCCGGGGGAGCUCCCAGACCACAGCCCCGACGGACGCGGUGGGGGGCGGAGGUCACGUGGACGACAGCGGCUGCAGUAGCCCCAGCAGGGAAGCGGGUCUUAGGACACCCACGUUUCUCCUGAGCCCCGAGGCGGCUGCCCGGACGCAGGUGCGUUCUCUCCGUCCCGGCUCCUGCCGAGCGGCGGCGCCGCCCCGCCCCCCGCCCCCAGACGGCGAGCCGCCUCUGCGCCGACGGUUUGUGCGGGAGCCCCGGACAGUAAGCAGCCACCGAACGCCCGCUGCGAGGCGGGAUGCGGUCCCAGCGAUCGGUGAUGUGGACACAGCGCUCCGCCGCUGGAGCCACACUCUCCCGUGCGUCCUGUCGCUUCCUUCUCAACACGAACCCCUGGGGGAAAUACAGCCCCGGGCGCGCGCUUCUGAGGGGACCACAGAGAGGGUCAAUCAGGUCUCUGGGAAGCCGGCUGCCGGCGCUGUGGGGUUCCUCUCGCUUCCUGCACACACUCCUUCUCCGAGCACCUACCCCCACCGAAGGCGGGAGCGCAUGGGGGGACGCAGGCUGUGCGCUAACUGCCGUAUCCCGGUUCUCUACCUGCUCCGUGCUCCCUGA
Lutra lutra (Eurasian river otter) is the source of this 2252-nucleotide messenger RNA. Its product is annotated as adenosine deaminase domain-containing protein 1-like. Gene Ontology annotation, cellular component: nucleolus; cytoplasm. Gene Ontology annotation, biological process: RNA processing; adenosine to inosine editing. Bases 60 to 2252 code for a protein of 730 amino acids. The transcript has 3 exons. Gene Ontology annotation, molecular function: double-stranded RNA adenosine deaminase activity; tRNA-specific adenosine deaminase activity; double-stranded RNA binding. NCBI's taxonomy places the organism in Eukaryota, Metazoa, Chordata, Mammalia, Carnivora, Mustelidae. The record is from RefSeq and is a predicted model, not a curated record.